UACAUAUUAACAAAAAAAGAGAGAAAAAGAAAGAUACAAUAUGAAUUUAAAGGGAGCUACACCAACUCAAGUAUAUGAAGAUUUUGUGCCAUCAUCAAAGAAGGUUCAUGAAGAAAACUUUGACACAAUUCACAUUAAUCUUCAUGGUUUCAAGAAGGAACAGCUGAAAGUUGUACUUACCAGCACAGGAAUUCUGAAGAUCAGCGGACAACGGCCAAUUGGUCCGACUAAAUGGCAGAGGUUUCUGAAUGAGUUUCCUGUUGCAGAAAACUGUGACAGAAGCAAAAUCAGCGCGAAGUUUGAAAACGGAAUUCUUCAUGUUAAACAACCAAAACUGAUACCAAAAGUGGAAAAGGAGAAGGAAUUGUCAGCUACAUUGGCUGAGAAUACCCCUGCAGCUAAAAGACAGAAGACAACUUUACGAGACGAAUUUGGUAAACAGGACAACGCUGAUGCUGAUACGCCUGCUAAAGAAGAACCAAAGGAAACUGGUCCUAAAACAAGUGAGCAAACAGAAGAGAAAAAGCUACCAUCACAUGAUAGUAGUUCAAGUAGUAGUUCUUCUCAUUCCAGUGAAUCCGAUAGUGAAUCGACUGAUGAUGAUACAGAUGAUGAAGCAUCCGAAAACGUGAGUUGUUUGGUUGCAAACCUGAAGAAGCCAAGUAAAGUGAUUCAAAUGACUCUUGUUGGUCUGUUGGUUCUUGGAAUCAGCCUCUAUGUCGCCAACGAAAGAUCUCAUUAAACUCUCAUUUCUAAGCUGUACUCAAUCAAUUUGUUAUGAAUCAUAAAAUCAUCAUUUGAAUAUAUAAUAAGUGAUAAUGAGAUGAAA
This is a messenger RNA of Solanum pennellii, 829 nucleotides long. RefSeq names its product inactive protein RESTRICTED TEV MOVEMENT 2-like. The record is from RefSeq and is a predicted model, not a curated record. The coding region runs from base 41 to 742 and encodes 233 amino acids. The transcript has 2 exons. Lineage: Eukaryota; Viridiplantae; Streptophyta; Magnoliopsida; Solanales; Solanaceae.